AUGCAUGUCAAAACAAGAUUAUGGUUGAUGGAUGGUGUACAACACAUCAAGUUGAUGUAGAAAACAUAAGUGCGAUCAAUCCCCCUUUGCUCACCUUGUAGCAACGAUGGCCGAGCAAGUCCGAGCGUCUCACCUGCUGAUCAAGCACAGCGGCUCGCGUCGCCCCGCGUCGCGUCUGAGCGACAACAUCACGCGCUCCAAGGAAGAAGCCAUCGCCAAGCUGCUCGAACUGCGCGCUCAGAUCGUGUCGGGUCAGGCCAAGUUCGAGGACCUGGCGAUGCAGUACAGCGACUGCAACAGCGGCACGCGCGGCGGCGACCUCGGCCCGUUCGGCCGCGGAAUGAUGCAGAAGCCCUUCGAAGAUGCCACGUUUGCGCUCAAAGUGGGCGAGCUAAGCGACGUCGUGGACACGGACAGCGGAGUGCACAUCAUCCUCCGUACAGCGUAACUCAACCGAACAACUCGUGUCAACUACUUUUCGAGUCUGUUGUUGUCUGCAAGAGCUGGACUGUUGCUACCCAACACAAACUGAAUCAAACACGGAGCGCUGUGAGGAAUAUAAAUGCAUUACGCAGAACUUCCAUCUAAUGUGCCUUGUUUGCUGGUCC
This is a messenger RNA of Phytophthora nicotianae INRA-310, 608 nucleotides long. RefSeq lists its product as hypothetical. NCBI's taxonomy places the organism in Eukaryota, Oomycota, Peronosporomycetes, Peronosporales, Peronosporaceae. Gene Ontology annotation, cellular component: nucleus; cytosol. Bases 107 to 448 code for a protein of 113 amino acids. Gene Ontology annotation, molecular function: peptidyl-prolyl cis-trans isomerase activity. The transcript is spliced from 4 exons. The record is from RefSeq and is a predicted model, not a curated record.